AAGAUAGUAUGGGACAAGAAUGUGGGAGGUUAUUAUCCAAUCAAUAUACAUAAUUUAAUGCUGUUUUGAGAAUAUUUUAGUAAGCAAAAAUCUGACGUGGAAUAAAACAAAAAAUGCAAAAGCUGAGGGAGGGAGCGAGAAACAAAAAAAGAGUACGGAGUCUAGAGACUGGAGCAUACAUAUCCCUACCUCUCCCUACACUCUCUCGCCGCCUCUGGUGCUAAAACGCCUUUUUGCAGUUUUUGUCCUCUUUCCAUUUUUUUUUUUGUCACAGUUAAAAAAAAUAUAUAUAUAUAUAUACACAGUAGCAGAAAAAUAUAGAAGCAUUGUGAUUCAUCCAGACAUGGUGUGCGAGUGUGACGUGGAGAAGAAGAAAAAAGAGCCGGCGGUUCACGUGGUUCUUCAGGUGGACCUUCACUGCGACGGAUGUAUCUCGAGUAUCGUCAGAUUAGCCGGUUGUUUGGAAGGAGUUGAAACUGUGAGAGCAGAUCCUGUUUCGAACAAGCUCACUCUCAUUGGGUUCAUGGAUCCAGUGAAGACUGCAGAGAAAUUGCAGAAAAAGACCAAUAAGAAGAUCGAGCUGCUAUCUCCAAAGCCCAAGAAAGACACUUCCAAACUAAACAACCACGCAAAGGCUGAUGUCAAGACUACUAUGAUCGCUGUGAGCACAGUGAGCCUGAAGUUGAAUUGUGCAUGUGACGGUUGCAUCACGAGGAUUCACAAAACUAUCUCCAAGACCAAAGGUGUCUACCAGGUGAAAAUAGACAGAGAGAUGGAAGUAGUUAGUGUCACAGGGACGAUGGAGGUUAAGACUGUGACAGAGAAUCUGAAAAGGAAACUGAAGAAAACCGUCCAGGUUGUGCCUGAGAAGAAGGACAAGAAGAAAGAGAAUGCAGAGGGAAUCUCCAAAUCCGGGUCUCCAGGCCUGCCAUGCUACGGUUUCAAUUAUGGGCUUGGACCUUACGGUUUCUUGGGAGGCCCAAUCACAGAGCUUUUCAGUCAGGAGGAUCCCAACUCUUGCUGCGUUAUGUGAUUUUGAGGCGAUAAAACGAUUGGAGUAUAUCACGGCAAAUAACUAUAGGAGGCGUAUCUAAGGAACAUCAACUGAAAAGAAAAACCGUAGUCAGGACUCAGGAGGUAGAUGUUUUUGUGCUGGACAUGGACUUAAGACUUAUGUAAAUUGCAAUAUUUUACUUUUGAGGGAUGUUGCAAUGACAAUACAUGACACACUGUUUCAUAGAGAAAAAGACAAAAAUAGCCCUAAAUCAAGUUUUUGUUCCCAAACUA
Messenger RNA from Brassica napus (rape), 1287 nucleotides. Its product is annotated as heavy metal-associated isoprenylated plant protein 1. Bases 344 to 1033 code for a protein of 229 amino acids. The transcript has 5 exons. Lineage: Eukaryota; Viridiplantae; Streptophyta; Magnoliopsida; Brassicales; Brassicaceae. Gene Ontology annotation, molecular function: metal ion binding. The record is from RefSeq and is a predicted model, not a curated record.